This is a messenger RNA of Myripristis murdjan (pinecone soldierfish), 3435 nucleotides long. RefSeq names its product zinc finger protein 318. Lineage: Eukaryota; Metazoa; Chordata; Actinopteri; Holocentriformes; Holocentridae. Bases 166 to 2883 code for a protein of 905 amino acids. The transcript is spliced from 8 exons. The record is from RefSeq and is a predicted model, not a curated record.
UUAAUCCGGAUGUUAUUGUGAAACGGUGCUGUACUUCCGGCGGUAGCUAGAACAACAAGCAUGCAAUGCAUCCCUCAAAGUGGGUAACACCGUUACUUUGGAAGCACAUUCUCUCUUAAUUUGAACUUGCUUACUCGACAUUAGCACGCUGUCCUGAACAAGAGUAUGUUUCGCCGGUUUCCAGCCCCCGGCCAGCAAUCACCCGGCCAGGCGCCGUACGGCCAUCCCGGUGCUCCCCCUCUCAGAGGGCCGUUUGUACCGCGGCUCGGUGUUCCUCUUCCUGGACAUUUGCCGCCUGGAGCUUGUGGACUAUUUCCUUCUUAUUCUGCAAGAGGGCACUUCAGCACUAUCGUCCCUCCUGCAGACACACAGCAACUUCAGAUCCCACAGUGGAAACCCAUACCUCCGGCAGACAACAGUGAGAGAGCUAGUGAGGAAUUCCUGAGGUGUAUUGCAGCCAACAAGCCUCUCCCAGGCUAUCUCAAAGGGAAUAUGGCAUACAACCUGGCUGAUGCAUUUAAGUCAGCAAAUGCCCUGAAGGCAUCAGUUAAAUCAGACCCUGAGCUCCAGAAGCAUAUGACCAGAAGGAAAAGCCGUAGCAGAAGCCGAAGUCCUGCCAGAAGCCAUGAUAAGAGUGAAACCAAGAGCCGUGCACGAAGUACAAGCCGAGGACACAGCCGAAGCAAGGAAAGGAGCAGUAAAAGUCGUGCUCCAAGCCGCAGUCGCGGAAAGAGCAGGGCGAGAAGCAGAAGCAGGGCGAGAAGCAGAAGCAGGGUGAGAAGCAAAAGCAGAUCGAGAAGCAAAAGCAGAUCGAGAAGCAAAAGCAGAGCGAGAAGCAGAAGCAGAGCGAGAAGCAGAAGCAGGGCGAGAAGCAAAAGCAGAGCGAGAAGCAAAAGCAGGGCAAGAAGCAAGACCAGAGCAAGAAGCAAAAGCAGGGCGAGAAGCAGGAGCAAGACCCCCAGAAAGAGUCGAGCACGGAGCAAGAGCCGGGCCAGAAGUCGAAGUCGCAGUUGCAGUCGUGAAAAGACCAGAUCCAAGGACCACAGGAAAAAGAGGAGCCCUAGCCAGAGCUGCAGUGGAAGUAGCGUCAGCAGCAGUCAUAAACCCACAGGAAGUAGUCUGUUGCAAGGACUGCAGCUGUUAAUGAACAGCAAAGAACUGGAAGACCAGUUGCCCACUCUCAAGGAUGCUAUCCUUACUAUUCAGACCUCCAAUCAAGAUGAGAAAGUGCACUGUGUCACCAGUGAGGACAGUCAAGAGAUUACAACACCGGUGGACAAUGACAGCACGGUCCUUCCCCAUGACAGAGUGGGUGGUGACUUCUCCUGGCUCCAGACACAAAAUCAAGAUGACUCUUUGGAUGCCCAGAAAGCUGAUGACCUUGAAGACGAGGAGUCAUUCCUCUAUGGGAAUGAAGACAUCGGACAAAAACAACACAAUAAAUCCAUCCCUUACACAACUUUUUCACAAAUUCUAGAACCCCAGCAUAGCCAAACGGGGAGUUGCCCUACUGGAAGUCAGCAACAUUUUCAGAACAAAUCCAUGUUUGGUAGCCUUGGGGAUUCAUCGAGUUUAAGCGCUGCCAGUGCGGAACUGAAGCCUAAGCAGGAGCUUGUGUCCUCAACCCCUGACACUGCCGAGUAUGAGAGGAUUAAAAACAUGCUGAAAAACAUUGGCCUUAACUUGGGUACAGCAGAGAUCAGCAAGAUGGUGGUGAAGAUGCAGGAACAGGAGCGGAAAGAGGGGAAGCAGCUGCCCUUGGCACAGCUUCCUGGUUCAGAGAUAGCAGCACCAGUAUUUCCAUUGGCAGCACUGGGCAACACAAAUGUACGGCAAGCAUUAGAAUCUCUACAGUCAUUGAUCAAAGCAACAAAGGAGAAGCGGGCAAAAACUGAACCACAUGGCAGUAGCGUAUCUCAGAUAUCAGUCGACAAACACAAGGCAGGUAAUGAUGCAGACAGUAGAAGAAAAGAGAAACAAGCCAGAAUAAACCAGAUGGAGAUCUUGAUGAAAGAAUUUGAAGCACUGCUGAAAGAUGAUGGAUCGGAUUUUCUGACACCAGUGAUUGGAUUCUACUGUCAGAAAUGUGAAGAGUUCAUUGGAGAUUUGAGCAACGCUGAAAGUCAUGCAGACACCCAUCACCAUAAUGAUUCUAGCAGUCAACAUGGCUCAGUGGAUAAGACCGCUGGAGAUAGCAAAGGACACUCCCGCUAUUAUAGCAGCAGUAGCAAGCACCCCCACCCCUCAGACUUGAGAGAUCAGAGGGUUUCCAGUUACUUCAGGGAUAAAGGAGACCACAGGAAUCACAGAGACAUGAGGGACGAGAAAGACCAAACCAAACCAAACCAGACCAGACACAAACCUGACAAUGACCCCAGAAGCCACAGGAGCGACCAGGAAAAGAACUCCUCAAAGGAGGGAAUGAUGAAAGAGAAGGUGCCGAUAACAGUGUCCCGUAAACCGACGCCUCCUCCUAACACGAGGCUCAAGGAGGAGGUGGAUAAGGUCCAGGCCAUGGGAAAGCAUGGCAGGAUCAAACAAGAGGAAACAAAUGGUAAAGGACAAUCUUCCAGGUGUGACAGAGACAAAUCAGAAAAAUCAGAAAGUACUGAUAGUAGUGAUGAUGACAGAGAAAAAUCACAUAAAGCCAAGUCACCGAAAAGGAAGAAGAAGAAGAAGGAGAAAAAGAAGAAGAAGGAGAAAGAGAAGGAGAAAGAGAAGGAGAGGGAGAAGGAGAGGGAGAAAGAGAAGCAGAGGGAGAAGGAGAGGGAGAAAGAGAAGGAGAGGGAGAAAGAGAAGCAGAGGGAGAAGGAGAGGGAGAAAGAGAAGGAGAGGGAGAAAGAGAAGGAGAAGGGGAAGGGGAAUAAGUAUAAGAAUAAGUGAUCUACUAUACUUCGUUAGCUUGUCUGAACUGGACAUGUCCAUAGUUUCAUGCAGACAGCUUGUUUCUGCUGAACUCUCUUCAAUUGCAAUUGAGUCAAGGAUCUGUACACAAGGACAGUCUUCCCUUUUUUCAGUAAACUCAUGCUUGCUAUUUUUUGUUAGCCUUCACAUGACUGACAGUUGAUGUGGGAUUGUAGGCCUCAAAAUAAAUCAAGUAAUUAUAAAAGAUACACUUGUGUACUUGCAAACCUAAGUAGAGAUGUACAACUAAAAUAUUGUACAUUUCUACUUAAAAACUUGUUCAUGUUCAUAAUUUAUUUGUCAGCAUUUGGCAAAUCUCAAGUAUGUCCUCAUGCCCUGAUUUUAUUGUUUUAAGGGAAAUAUUUUUUGAGGGCCCUGACAUUUUUGGCCAUAACAUUAUAUUUGAGUGUAUUUUUCAAAAGGACCAAUAAGAGUGUAGUGUUAGCAAUAUGUGAUCUGUUUUUACAGUUGAAUUUUCAUUUCCCUCUUAACCUGUCUGCAAUGUCAUUUAAAAUACAGAAUGACACAGAU